AUGGUGAAAUUGGCUAUAUGUGUACUUAGUUACUUUACUGCUGUUGUUUAUGGUGUGGGAUUUACUGGAAAAUUCGUAGGGAUUCCCGAAGACGCUGUGGCAACCCAAAACUCCCACUCUGAUUCUCCUAUAAUCAAUGGCGUAAAUUACCAGUCCAGAAUCGAUGUUACACUUACCCCGAUCGUCACAUCGGGUAUUUCAGACCCUAAGUCAUUGGCUGUAAAGAGAUCAUUCGAUUUCGAAGUGCCAGACUUACACAAUGGCGAGUACCAACUCACACUCAAUAGUUAUGAUUUUCAGUUGCAGAAUAGUCGCUAUAAAGUGGUUGUGGAUGAGGAAAACAUUAGCGUAUAUGAAGAUUCGUUGGGUUCCAAGGCAUUAAACCAGUCUUCAUUGCAGAAGGUUGGCCCAAAACGUCCGCUUCUUGUGGAUGUUGUGGGGUAUAAAGAGUAUUAUGAGAGUCCCCAGGGAAAAAUUACAGAAAUGGUCAUGAACAGUCCCCUCGGGUUCAUCUUCAAGAAUAGCUUGUAUACGGCUUUGUUUGUUGCAUCGAUGGUUAUCAUGGUGGCGCCUUACGUUCUUACGUUGAUCUCGCCAGAAUUGGCUGAACAAGUCAAUGAAAUGCAGAAUGUAGCCCCAGUUGAGAAACAGCAAAUUGUGCAACCACCAGCACAAGAAGUGCCCAAGGCAUCUUCUGGAAGAGCCAAGGGUGUGAAACAGAGAAAGAUUUAG
Sungouiella intermedia is the source of this 732-nucleotide messenger RNA. The record is from the annotation of a GenBank genome assembly. NCBI's taxonomy places the organism in Eukaryota, Fungi, Ascomycota, Pichiomycetes, Serinales, Metschnikowiaceae.